AUGUCCACAGGCCCGUCUAAUCCUACGGGGAAGGGCAAACGAUUGAUUGUCCUGCAUAUUGGCAGUACAGCCGGCUUCGUACCUGACGGACUUUUAUGUUUUGAAUCUAAGAAGAACACUGCGGAUUACCACGAUGCAAUGAAUGGCGACACAUUUCUUGAGUGGUUUGAGAAAAUUUUACCGUCGCUUGAAGAUAACGCCGUUAUCGUUAUGGACAAGGCUCCAUAUUAUUCUAUGAAGUUGGAAAAAAUACCGAACACUUCAUGGAAAAAAGCGGCAAUAACAGAAUGGUUAGAGAGCAAAGGCAAGACCGCUGAUACAACAAUGUUAAAGGUUGAGCUCCUGCAAAUUGUUGAUCUUAUAAAGGACAAUUAUAAUAAAUAUGUGAUCGAUGAGACGGCGAAAACACAUAACAAAACUGUGCUCAGACUGCCUCCUUAUUAUUGUGAGCUUAACCCUAUCGAAAUGGUAUGGUCAAUGGUGAAAGGGUAUGUAAAGAGCUACAACAAUACAUUCAAGAUCAACAACGUGAAAACACUACUCGAACAAGGAGUUGAGCGCGUGACAGCCGAACAUUGGAAUAAUUUUGUUAGGCACAUUAUAGAAGAAGAGAAAAAAUUCUGGGAAAUCGAUGAAAUAGCGGAUAGAAUGAUAGACAAUAUUCCACCAUUAAUAAUUAAUGUUGGCGGUGAAAGUGAUUUCGACACUGAUGACAGUGAUUGA
Messenger RNA from Formica exsecta, 723 nucleotides. RefSeq lists its product as uncharacterized. NCBI's taxonomy places the organism in Eukaryota, Metazoa, Arthropoda, Insecta, Hymenoptera, Formicidae. Bases 1 to 723 code for a protein of 240 amino acids. Gene Ontology annotation, molecular function: nucleic acid binding. The transcript has a single exon. The record is from RefSeq and is a predicted model, not a curated record.